GAGGUGGAGGCAGGCAUGCACAGCCCUGGAGUCAUGGCUGGGAGCAACCAGGCUGAGCAGAGGGGCCUGGGGGGGGGGGGAGGACCUGGCGGCCUGCGAGUGCGGGGUGCUGGGGCGCGGGUUCUGGGGAGCCCCUCUUGCCUCCCGCCCUCUCCCUGCAGGUGGGUGCCCCGGUUGCUGCAGCUGCUGCAGCUGCUGCAGCUGGGAGCCUGGGGUGCGCGGGCUGCAGCCCCCCGCUGCACCUACACCUUCGUGCUACCCCGGCGGGAGCUGGCGGGCGCCGUGUGCUGGGGGGGCACCCCGGCCCCUGCCCCCCGGGACCCCCCGGCCGCCGAGGCCACCGAGCUGGCCGCACUGCGCCUGCGCGUGGGCCGCCACGAGCAGCUCCUGCGCGAGCUGCAGCGCGUGGCCGCGGCCGACGGCGCCGUGGCCGGCGAGGUGCGCGCGCUGCGCAAGGAGAGCCGCGGCCUGAGCGCGCGCCUGGGUCAGCUGCGCGCGCAGCUGCAGCGCGAGCCGGGGGCGGGGCUGGCGGCAACCUCGGAGCCCGCGCCGGGGGCGGAGCCUGAACAGGGGGCGGGGCCAACCUCGGGGGCGGAGCCUGCUGCGGCGCUGGCCCUGCUCGGCGAGCACGUGCUCAAUGCCUCCGCCGAGGCCCAGCGCGCGACUGCGCGCUUCCAGCAGCUCGACGACCGGGUUCGAGACCUGGCGCAGCUCGUGAGUCAGCAGAGCGACCUCAUCGCCCGCUUAGAGCGUCUGUGCCCCGGGGGCCCGAGCGGGCAGCAGCAACAGGUCUUGCCACCACCUCCGGUGCCCGUGGUUUCUGUGAGCCUAGUGGGUGGCACUGGCGAAAACAGGGGAACAGACCCUGAACCCCAGAGAGAACAGACCCUGAAGCAGCCAGGGCCCCUGGCCUCACCCCUGCCUUCAGGGAAUCCGGCUGUCCCCACCAAGCCAGCCGGUUCGUGGCAGGACUGUGCAGAGGUGCAUCGGGCGGGCCACAGGCAGAGCGGUGUGUUUGAGCUGCACUUGGGCCGCUAUGUGGUGUCGGCCUGGUGCGAGCAGCAGCUGGACGGCGGUGGUUGGACGGUGCUUCAGAGGAGGCAGGACGGUUCCGUCAACUUCUUCACCACCUGGCAGCACUACAAGGUGGGCUUUGGGCAGCCUGAUGGAGAAUACUGGCUGGGCCUCGAACCGGCGCACCAGAUGACCAGCCGCAGGGACCACGAGCUGUUGGUGUUACUGGAAGACUGGGGGGGCCGUGGGGCCCGGGCCCACUAUGACAGCUUCUCCCUGGAGCCCGAGAGCGACCACUACCGCCUGCGGCUUGGUCAGUACCACGGGGAUGCCGGGGACUCUCUAUCCUGGCAUAGUGACAAGCCUUUCAGCACCGUGGACAGGGACCGGGACUCCUAUUCUGGUAACUGCGCCCUGUACCAGCGUGGAGGCUGGUGGUAUCACGCUUGUGCCCACUCCAACCUCAACGGGGUCUGGCAUCGUGGGGGCCACUACCGCAGCCGCUAUCAGGAUGGGGUGUAUUGGGCCGAGUUCCGGGGAGGGGCUUACUCGCUCAAGAAGACGGCCAUGCUGAUCCGACCCCUGAGGCUGUGA
Messenger RNA from Erinaceus europaeus (western European hedgehog), 1608 nucleotides. It is a transcript of the gene ANGPTL6, whose product is annotated as angiopoietin like 6. The transcript is spliced from 5 exons. NCBI's taxonomy places the organism in Eukaryota, Metazoa, Chordata, Mammalia, Eulipotyphla, Erinaceidae. Bases 16 to 1608 code for a protein of 530 amino acids. The record is from RefSeq and is a predicted model, not a curated record.